AUGAAUAUUUCAGGCCUUAAAAAUAGAGAAUAGACUCCAAAUAAACCUAUGUAUCAAUAGAAUUAUACUACCACCAAUGGAGACAUUAAUGGAUAGUUCUUGAUUACAGAGUUAGGCGCUAAUUAAUAGCUAAUACCCAAUUAAUAUGAUGCCAAUCCAUAUUAAGUUGUUGUGCGAGGAAGCAUGAAUGGAGAUAGACCAUAAACUGACGAGAGUGAUAGAGGAAAUGCUGAUAAUCAAAUCUUCCACGUCAAAGACGCUGAGCCACCAUCAGAUUUUGAUGCUCCCUAUAGUAGAUUACCUUCGAAUGUAAAAAACGUGAGUUAAUCACUUACUUUUAGAAAUAAGACUCACAUGGAUGAAUGGAACAAGAUCUUCGAGAUGGAGCAUGCUGAUGCUAUCAUUAGUGAUGCUUUUUGGUAUGUUAUUUGCAAGGUUUUCAAAAAGAAUGCUGCAAAUUAUUAGUAAUACGAGCCAUACUAAGAAUUCCUCCUCGACAGAAUAGCUGCAAAUUACGUUUCAUUUACAAUCGUGGAGAAUGUUAAGUUGGAUCUUCAAAUUAAAGCCAAGUUCUUUGAGAAUUUCUUUGAUAUAAUAGCCCAAUCAGUGUUCUAUUCAUUGUUUUAUGCUUUCCCAAAGAGUAGAUCAUUGCUAAAUAACGAGAUGAAGAGAAAGCUGCUUAACAUUUUUAGUAGACUAUUCACAGGAAUGAAGAUAAAGAGCGCUAAAUAUGAUCAUUGGAGCCUUGAUCUUGGAACUGGAAAUAUACUCUAGGGCGUUGCAGCAAAGAAAAAUACUAAUGGCCAAAGGGAGUUGGUUUCAUUAGCUGAUGUAGAAAGCAAGAAGAAGGGAAAAAUUAUGAAGAAAAGCAACAGAGAGAGAAUCCAUAUGAAGUACAGCCCACUGGUUGAGAGGUAUUUGAUAACACAUAAGUAUGAGACAAUGAAUAAUGUGAGAGAAUGGAAAAUGCUAUUAACUUAAAGAACCGAUGUUCAAAAAGAAAUAGAUUCGAAAUUCGAGAAAUAUAAGAAAAUUGCAGAUCAAGCAGUCAAUGAAAUGAAAAGAUUAAGAGAUGAUUAUGAUAAAACCUGUUCUGUCAUUGCAGAAAAGAUGCGUGAAAAUGAAAAAGCUGCUGCUAAACAUAUAGAGACACUUAAGCAAAGUAAAAAGGAGAAACUCGAAAAUGGAGGAUACAGUGAGUAUGCCAAUAUGCUUGUUAGUAUUUUCAACAGUGAGCAUGUCAAUAAUAUGGCUGAUAAUCAAUGA
Molecule: messenger RNA, 1266 nt
Organism: Stylonychia lemnae
Lineage: Eukaryota; Ciliophora; Spirotrichea; Sporadotrichida; Oxytrichidae
Source: the annotation of a GenBank genome assembly